This is a messenger RNA of Hibiscus syriacus, 1105 nucleotides long. RefSeq names its product 40S ribosomal protein S4-like. Gene Ontology annotation, molecular function: structural constituent of ribosome; RNA binding. NCBI's taxonomy places the organism in Eukaryota, Viridiplantae, Streptophyta, Magnoliopsida, Malvales, Malvaceae. The transcript has 5 exons. Gene Ontology annotation, biological process: translation. The record is from RefSeq and is a predicted model, not a curated record. Bases 131 to 919 code for a protein of 262 amino acids. Gene Ontology annotation, cellular component: cytosolic small ribosomal subunit; ribosome.
UCCAAUUCAUAUUUGGGUCGAUGAUCAUAUAGUGCCCUCAUCCUAUUAAUACAUACAGUUAUUAGGGUUACUUGUUUUCGAGACUCCAGCAAGAGACGGACUUUGAGCACAGCAGCCUCAUUUCUCCAAGAUGGCUAGAGGGUUGAAGAAACAUUUGAAGAGGCUCAAUGCCCCUAGGCAUUGGAUGCUUGACAAGCUUGGUGGUGCUUUUGCACCCAAGCCAUCUUCUGGUCCCCACAAGUCCAGGGAAUGCUUGCCAUUGAUCCUUAUUCUGCGAAACCGAUUGAAGUAUGCUCUCACCUAUAGAGAAGUCAUUGCUAUUCUCAUGCAGAGGCAUGUUAUGGUUGAUGGAAAGGUUAGGACAGAUAAGACCUAUCCUGCUGGUUUCAUGGAUGUUGUGUCCAUUCCUAAAACCAACGAGGACUUCCGUCUUCUUUAUGACACCAAAGGACGUUUCCGUCUCCAUGCUAUCACUGGUGAUGAAACUAAGUUCAAGCUUUGCAAGGUUCGAUCUGUCCAGUUUGGCCAGAAAGGUAUCCCAUACCUAAAUACAUAUGACGGGCGUACUAUCCGUUACCCGGAUCCUUUGAUCAAGGCCAAUGACACCAUCAAGCUAGACCUUGAAAGCAACAAGAUUGUUGAUUUCAUCAAGUUUGAUGUUGGGAAUGUUGUCAUGGUCACUGGAGGGAGGAACAGAGGGCGAGUUGGAGUAAUCAAGAAUAGGGAGAAGCACAAGGGAAGCUUUGAGACGAUCCAUGUUCAAGAUGCCGCCGGGCAUGAGUUUGCUACUCGUAUCGGUAAUGUCUUCACUAUUGGAAAAGGAACAAAGCCAUGGGUGUCUCUUCCUAAGGGCAAGGGUAUCAAGUUAUCCGUCAUCGAGGAAGCUAGGAAGAGGCUUGCAGCCCAAAAUGUUGCUUAAACUUCAGCAUAAGAUAUCCAGAUAUGUUUCGCUGCAGUAGUUUAUUAUAAGGAUGCUAGAGAUGUUUAGUGUCGUUUUACUUUUGAAACUGUGAGCAAAAUUUUGAGAACUGUUUACUUGUUCUGUUGGUUGUUGUUACUGACUUCCCAUGCUUUAAAUUAUCAAAUACUUGGAUGUUUUUUUGGA